Messenger RNA from Pundamilia nyererei, 1515 nucleotides. It is a transcript of the gene pdcl, whose product is annotated as phosducin-like. The transcript has 4 exons. Bases 149 to 1069 code for a protein of 306 amino acids. Gene Ontology annotation, biological process: regulation of G protein-coupled receptor signaling pathway; heterotrimeric G-protein complex assembly. The record is from RefSeq and is a predicted model, not a curated record. Lineage: Eukaryota; Metazoa; Chordata; Actinopteri; Cichliformes; Cichlidae. Gene Ontology annotation, cellular component: cytoplasm.
UCUCUUUACCCUCGAAUCAUUAUUACGACACGUCAGUGAACCCUGAAGGCAUCACGUUUGUGUGGAAGAGCGGCUUGAGGCGGCUGAACUAGUGGAUUAAGCUCGGGCAGUCAGCGAGCCGGUUAUUAAAUUGAGGCGAGCCGUCAUCAUGACUACUCUGGAUGACAAGAUCCUGGGAGAGAAGCUGCAGUAUUACUACAGCAGCAGUGAGGAUGAAGGCAGCGACAAUGAUGAUGAGGAUGGGGAGAACAAGACCAUUAGGGAUGCUGAAGUCACGGAACCCGAGAUAGACUACAGCGCAGAUGGAAGUGCUGUGAACACAGGGCCCAAGGGUGUGAUCAAUGACUGGAGGAAGUACAAGCAGCUUGAGGUGGAGCAGAAACAAGAGCAGAAGAAGGAGAUGGAAAGACUGAUCAAGAAGCUGUCGAUGACAUGCCGCUCUAACCUCGACCAGGAAAAGGACCAAGAGAAACAGAAGGCACUUCAGGAAAAAAUCCAAGGCAAAAUGACCAUGCAGGAGUACAACAUGCUUCAGGAAGAAGAGGAUGAUGAAGAAUUCCUCCAGCAUUACCGCAUGCAGCGCAUCGAAGAGAUGCGGCGCCAGCUGUGCCGCGGCAAGCGUUUUGAGCAGGUCUACGAGCUAAACAGUGGGGAGGAGUUCUUAGAGGCUUUAGACAAAGAGGACAAAAGCACCCUGGUCAUGAUCCACAUCUACGAGCCGGACGUCCCGGGCUGCGAGGCCAUGAGCGGCAGCCUGAUGUGUCUAGCUCAGGAAUACCCGCUGGUCAAGUUCUGCAGCGUGCGCAGCUCAGCCAUCAGCACCAGCGCACUGUUCAGAGACAGCGCUCUGCCUGCUCUGCUCGUUUACAAAGCCGGGGACCUGAUCGGCAACUUUGUGCGGCUCACAGAUCAGCUCGGGGAAGACUUCUUUGCCGUAGACCUGGAGGCCCUGCUGCGGGAGUACGGCUUGCUGCCCGAAAAGCCUCCCGUCGUCCCAAAGAUGGUUCGCAACGGAGCAAUCAUACAGAGCACUGUGAGCGACGAGGACUCUGACCUUGAUAUAGACUAGAGCCAUAGCUUCUAACAUGUAUGAUAUGCUUGGGAAAACUGUACACAGAUGUGGUCCCUCUGUAGCAACAGAGCGAGCCUUGACUGACACCUCACCACUCACGCAGCCACACACAACCAGCAUUAAAGCAGAACCAAAAGUGAGUGCAGACACCACAACUUAGUUCAUUUCAUCCUAUCAUUCCAUAGUAAAUAUGAGUUAUUUGAUGAGUGUAAAUAUCAUUAUCAGAGGGUUUCAGAAUACUGUAGAUGUUUUACGUUUUGUUUGAGCUGACAACUUUACCUAUUUAUUGUGUUAAACCACAUUGCCGUGUAUUCAUGUGCUUCACUGUGUAGAAUAGAAAACCUUUGGGCCAAACUAACUAUUAGUUAAUUUUCUAACUUUUAUAUGUGCUCCACCAUAUCAAAUAGUCAGGACAAUAAAGUGUAAAGUGUUUGGACUUGGUA